This is a messenger RNA of Cladocopium goreaui, 1977 nucleotides long. NCBI's taxonomy places the organism in Eukaryota, Dinophyceae, Suessiales, Symbiodiniaceae. The record is from the annotation of a GenBank genome assembly.
GCAUCUUGUUCGGUGCAUGCUGCUGAUGUAGAGAUGCGUAAUACCGCACUUUUGCAGAUGCGCUUGGAUGGAACAUUCGAUGAACGCCAAUUAUGGCUUGGACUGCAAAGCGUUGCUAAGUUUGUUGCUUGUGCCCGCCCUGCUUCAGAGUUCAUCUGCCACGUCCACAACAGAGAUCAACACCACCAGUAGCACCACCACUGUCCCUGAAUUCUCCUACUAUGUGGGAGACUGGUCAGACUGCUCGGCUACUUGUGAAAUUGGAAGCCGCCAACGGGAGGUUUUCUGUUACCGGACAUGCUCAAAUCCCCGGCUAUGCACAUCUGGUGUCACAGACUGGCACUGUCUUGGUACUGCGAAACCAAGCGAGACGGAUCUUUGCUUUGGAGCAGCACCGGUUUGCCCUGCCACGAGCACCGAAACCAAAUCAACCACUUUGACCAGAACACUCACUACAUCGACAGCCACGGAGGUGACCGAAACCAGCACUCGAGGAGUUGUUGAUGGCUGGGAAUGUGUCCCUGGAGCCACAAACUGCGUCAUCGAACAAGUGGCAGCCACCCAAUGUGGCAGCUUUUGCUCCUGCUGUCGACGAAGCACCACACAGGUACCUUUCAUACCUUCACGCACUACAACUCCCCGUCCAGAAACAGAAGACUCAUCUGGAGUGCUUGUUGCAGUGUUGGUUGGACUGGUGAUCACGGCAGCCUGUGUGGUUGUCACCUUUGCGGUCAUUGGGUGGCGAUAUUAUGUCCGCAAGCCGCAGUCCAAACAGAAGUCACGUCCACACAGUGCGCAAUCUCGUCAAGCUCACGGAGUGCAGGCUGAAACUGUUGGAGCGGCAGCUCGUCCAACCAGUUCUGACAGGCAUCGCUCACACGAAGCGCCUGAAAAGACAGUCUUUGACAGGAAACUUGGACGAGGAGUACCUUCUGCUGCUCCGGAUGGCUACUAUGAGGGUCCUCCAGAAUGGAUGAAUGAUGAAGAAGCUGGCGUGUCAUCCAAGACAGCAAGUCCUCGUAGUGCCUUCAGCAGGGCGUUCAGCCACAAUGCAUUUGAGACCGAGAAAAAUGAAUCCGCAAAGUCUUCCCCGAGCAGACGAAAGAGGCAGGAACCGCAGGAACCAGAUAGCCGAGAAAACAGAAAGCCUGAAUCAGAAAGGCCAAGUCCAAAUGCACCCUCCGGGACAUUGCCUCCAGGGUAUGCAUCAGCAGCAAGACGGAACCGUCGAGUAGGAAAAGAUCCUCCAGACAGUGCAGAACCUGGAGAAACUGAGACAAACAUUCCUGGACAGGCAAACACUGAUGAUGGCCCCACAAAGAAAAGCACCCCAAAGACAGGAGGCGCCAAAGACAGCUCAGCCUCGGCCCCAAGUCAGGAACCGAAGACUGAUCAAGCUCCUGGUGGAGGUGAUGGCAAUAAACGCGACAAGGAGUCACCUCGAGGCGCUGGCAAUGCUUCCAGGAGCAAGAGCGGCACUGGAGCCAGAGACAGCUCUGCAAACCCUCGUGUGGCAGCUGAUACCGCUGCGGCGCCUGAGGCAUCAGAUCUCAUCGCAAAGGUAGACCAUGAGUUGGACCAGUCUCAGUGCAAAGAUUUGGAAACUCGUCGGCGGGUCUUCAAGAAUCUCAUCCUCAAGUGGCACCCAGACAAGAACCAGGAAGAGGCUCUCGCUGCGGAGGUCUUUCGCCAUUUAAUGGCGCGGCGGGGCAGAUUCCUGGAGGCUUGACGCAGCAUUUGGUCCUCAACGUGAACACACUGAAGUCUGGUGUGUUUAUGCCGUCGUCUUGGACUUUUUUUUGGCGCACAUGUUUGUGCUUUGUAAAUAGAGUAGAGCAACCGUGGCGAGCGCCCAAAAUGGUGCAGCUUGCAGCGGUGUGCAGUUGGACAAGCCUCACUGGGAGAUGUUGAAGCCUCCCUCACAAAGCUGAAAUAAAUGCCGAUCACUGGAAUUGUUCAGCGCGAACCGAGUUUAAA